Messenger RNA from Chrysochloris asiatica (Cape golden mole), 1170 nucleotides. RefSeq names its product coiled-coil domain containing 83 (gene CCDC83). The transcript has 9 exons. The record is from RefSeq and is a predicted model, not a curated record. Bases 1 to 1170 code for a protein of 389 amino acids. NCBI's taxonomy places the organism in Eukaryota, Metazoa, Chordata, Mammalia, Afrosoricida, Chrysochloridae.
AUGGAAAACACAGCAAAACUAAAUAAAAAAGAUAUCCAAGAUGGGCCGCCAAAAGAAGUCAAACUGCCUGCCAGUGAAGCUCUUCUGUACUAUCAUUGUCAAAUAAAGGAAACCGCAGUAGAACGAUUCAUGGUUCAAUUAAAGAAACUCAGAGAAAAGAACCAAAAGUAUCAUGAUCGAAAUAAACGCUUAAAGGAUGAACAGGUUUGGCACAUACAGAACCUACUAAAGGAACUCAGUGAAGAUAAGUCAACAGGAGCAUCAAUUAUAACACGAGAGAAUGUUGAAGAAGCAAUGAAGGAAAAAUGGAAGUUUGAAAGAGACCAGGAAAAAAAUUUGAAAGAUAUGCGCAUGCAAAUAAGUAACGCUGAGAAACUGUUUCUUGAGAAACUCAGUGAGAAGGAAUAUUGGGAAGAAUAUAAGAAAGUAGGGAAUGAACAGCAUGCUAAACACAUUGUAUCCUUAGAGAAUGACAUCAAGACAGUUAAAGACAAUGCAAGGAAAAUGUCAGAACAGUAUAAAAUCACUCUGGAAGAUGCAAGAAAGAGAAUAAUCAAAGAUACUUUGUUCCAACUGGACCAAAAGAAGGAAUGGGCUGCACAGAUUGCAGUUCACAGAAAGGAAGUUGAAGAACUGGAAAAUGCCAUUCAUAAACUGGAAGAAGAAAAUUUGGUACUUUUGGAUCAAUUAUUCAACUGUAGACUUGUGGAUCUCAACAUAUCCAGGAAGCUGUUUCUUACUCAAGCUGCUGGACAGCAAAUACCACCUGAAGAAACUGCUUGGGAGUUUCCAGAUAUACUUAAUGAAGCAAAGUUAAAGUUACAACAGGAACAAUUAAAAAGCAAAGACAUGAUAAGUUCACCCAGUGAGGGCAGUGCUUCACCUGUUAGUCAUGAGGAAAGCAUCAGAGAGAUCCAUUUGAAUAUAGAUGAAGAAGAUGACUCAUACACAGAGUUUGGAGCCUCUGAAAUGAAAUACUUACUAUAUGAAGAUGAGCAUGAUUUCAAGGAUUAUGUAAACUUGGGCCCCUUGGAAACGAAGCUCAUGACUGUGGAGAGCAAGAAAAUGCCCAUUCAUUUUCAAGAGAAGGAAACUCCAGACACAUUCUAUGAAGAUGUCAGCAGUCCACAAAGACUCAUCACAUAUAGGAUGGUGAAGUCUUUUCUCUAA